CAUAGUACACUAUUAUUAUGUUCUCAUUCAUGUUGUUAACUAUUGAGCCUCGAACAGAUCAUCGAAACCCUCUCGCCAUUUUCCCAAUCAAACCAAUCCCACGUUGAAUACUCCGAAUCCCCUUAUUGUUUUGUUCUUUCUCACCCACCAAACACACCCACUCUACCCAGAGAAACAAAAUGAAACAAACAAAAUCGUCAUUUUCUGGUUGAUUUUGGUCGUGAUUGUGCUGUUUUAUCGUCCAAAACCAAGGAAAAAUCUCAUGAUUUGCUGUUUAUUUGUUACAUGCACCAUGCGAAGUACGUGAAUAAAUACAUAUAUGUAAACAUAUACAAAGUCACAAGCGAGUGUGUGUAGAGUAAUGUGUAGGUGAGUUCGUAUAGUUCUGGUUGUGGUGGUGGUGAAAAAUGAUGAUGAUGGCGAAUAGCCAAGUGUUGAAGGUGAGCAGGGAGAAGCUUGUAGCAUGCAUGACAUGUCCUCUCUGUAAAAAGCUCUUUAGAGAUGCCACCACCAUAUCUGAAUGUCUACACACCUUUUGCAAGAAGUGCAUAUGUGAGAAGAUAACGGAAGAGGGACUGAACAGCUGUCCAGUUUGCGACAUUGAGCUGGGUGGUGCCCCUCUGGAGAAACUCAGGGGAGACAACAAUUUGCAAGAUCUGAGGCUCAAACUCUUCCCUUCCAGAAGAAGUAACUCUGCAGCACCUGAAGCUGUGUGCUCAAUCCAAUUGCCAGCAAGAAGAAAAGAGAGAUCUCUGUCUUCAUUGGUGGUCAGCACACCUAAAGUACCAGCCAAGUCUAGCCAGAACAGAAGAAGAUCAAAGCCAGGUCCAAAAAAGCAUCCUGCUGUACAGGAACCUGUCCAGGACGUUGAAGAUCACCAGGAGAGUAUAAGCUCACCAGAGACUCUUAGCAAAAUUGCACAAUAUAGAAUGCAGAUAUCUUCUGCUGCUGAAACAUCUAACCAACGUACAGAUGAUAAAGAUACAGAGGAGAAUACCAAUACUCUGGAUGGGAAAGCUGAUUUAUGGAAACCCUUAAAUUUUUUGGUUGAAGCUGCAAGCAAAACAAAGUCUAGCAAGUCUAAUUCACGAGCGAGUGUUGUCAAAACAGCAUUCACCAAUGCCAAUGACAAUGAACGACUCCUUAAGGCCAAAGUAAAGGAAUGUGGUAAUGCAUCAAAAGGCCAUGGUAAUGAAAAAGACGCAAUUCCUGGGCCAUCAUCCUCAGGGAAACCUAGAAAAACUCAAGGCCGACCUAGAAAAGCAGCUGCCUCUCAGGUGUUUAAUGUUUCAGCACAAUCAGUGGUGGACACAAAUAGUAAAUAUGAUGGAAGAUUUGGUCCAAUUUGGUUCUCUUUGGUUGCUUCUGAUGACCAGGAAGGAGAUGCACCCCUCCCACAGAUAACUUCAUGCUACUUGAGGGUUAAGGAUGGUAGUUUGCCUGUUUCUUUCAUCAAAAAGUAUCUCGUGAAAAAACUCAAUCUAGCUAAUGAAGCCGAGGUGGAGAUCUCAUUGCGGGGUCAGCCAGUGCUUUCUACACUGCAGCUGAACAACUUAGUGAACUGGUGGGUGCAGACAGCCUCAACAUCAGAAAGAAUACAGACAUCGGUAGGCAGCUCAGCCAAAGAUUUUGUGAUGGUUCUGUCUUAUGGCCGGAAAGCUCAACCCCCAUAAACAUGUUACAAAAAUGUUUACAGCAGUAAUAGGGGUUUGGAGGUCUGAGGAGCAACAUUUUUCCAAGCAUGCCUUUUCAUUUUGAAGCAUAUAUGAUUUGACCUCAGUUUUUACCAUCUCGGAUUUCCUUGUUAUGUUCAACUUGCUUGUAACGUAGCAAAAUAUUUAAGGGGAAAGGUGCUAGAUUAUGAUAAAUACAUACCGAACU
Molecule: messenger RNA, 1881 nt
Organism: Pistacia vera
Lineage: Eukaryota; Viridiplantae; Streptophyta; Magnoliopsida; Sapindales; Anacardiaceae
Product: E3 ubiquitin protein ligase DRIP2-like
Exons: 7
Coding region: 408-1673 (421 amino acids)
Molecular function (GO): ubiquitin-protein transferase activity
Source: RefSeq, a predicted model, not a curated record